Chironomus riparius is the source of this 963-nucleotide messenger RNA. Lineage: Eukaryota; Metazoa; Arthropoda; Insecta; Diptera; Chironomidae. The record is from the annotation of a GenBank genome assembly.
AUGAUUCUUGAAAAUAACUCAAAAUUACUGACAAUUAGUCAACAUAGUAUGUUACUCGUGACAUCGCUCACAAAUGGAUUUCGAAAAUUUCUAACAAGAUUCUCAGGACGAAGACGCGAACUUGAUAAGCAUAUAAGCAUAAUAAAAUCAAAAUCUUCUAGAAAUCCAAAUGGACACAGUCAUUAUUUUAGUAAUUUUAAGAAUUGUAAAUUCAACAUAGUAUCUACACUAGUUUUAUGCUUAUUAUUAAAUAUAAUUGGAAUUACAGAGGCUUGUACAAGUCGAAAUGUUCCGAGACCUCGCACAACAACUUCAACAACUUCUACAACGACAUCAGCUCCCACAACAACACCAAGACCAAAUAUUACAUUCCCAACAUUUAAAUGUCCGGGUGACUACGCUAAAUGGUACUGCCUAAACGGUGCAACAUGCUUCGCCGUACAAAUUAGUGGAGAAUAUCUAUUCAAUUGCGAAUGUCGAGACGGCUACAUGGGCCCGCGUUGUGAGUACAAAGAACUCGAGGGAUCAUAUUUAGCAACAAGACCUCGUGUGAUGUUAGAAACAGCUAGUAUAGCUGGCGGUGCGGUUGUAGCGAUAUUUUUGGCAUUUGUUGUCGCUAGUUUUGCCUACGUGCGAUGGCAUCAAAAUAAGAAGCGUGAAUUAUUAGAGAUUGAAAGUUCUCAACAUCCGCAAAAUGGACAUGCAACAAAUGGACAUUACAAUGCCGGUGCAGAUGUUGUUGAUGGACGAUGUAAUUGUCAGCAAUCGCAAGUAGCAGUAGCAUAUAGUAGUCAAGUCGAUAGUAAUUUAAGAAAUGGUGAUAAUAAUGAACUUCAGCAUCCCCAGCAGCAACAAUUCCAAACUGUAUGUCACGAGCAUGUGCAUAGAGUACCAAUGCGUCCAUUCGGACCACAUCAUGAUUACCAAAAAAUUUCUAUGAGCGAUGCGAUAAUGCAUAGGUAG